AUGGAUAAAGAUCAUGAUGAUGAUAACAAUAGCAAAGAACAUGCUGAUGGUGGCGAGAGUGAUAUUAAAGUAGCUGGUUAUCUAAAUCUUGCCGCUGAUUUUGCACAUAACUUCACUGAUGGGCUGGCUAUCGGUGCUUCGUUUCUCGUGAACAGAAACCUGGGGUUAAUUACAACCAUGACAAUCCUGCUACAUGAAGUUCCUCAUGAGAUUGGAGACUUUGCAAUUCUCGUGCAAUCAGGCUGCAGCAAGUACAAAGCAAUGUUCCUACAACUGACCACAGCAACUAGUGCAAUGGCUGGUACCAUUUGCGGUCUUUUGGCCGAAGGCAGCAGUAACUCAGCAACCUUGUGGAUCCUACCUUUUACUGCAGGUGGCUUCAUAUAUAUUGCCACUGUGUCUGUCAUACCUGAUCUUCUUCAAGAAAGCAAACUUUGGCAAUCUAUUAAGGAAGUAAUUGCUCUCUUUGUCGGUGUACUUAUGAUGGUUUUGAUUGCCAAAAUGGAGUAG
This is a messenger RNA of Xenia sp. Carnegie-2017, 510 nucleotides long. Its product is annotated as protein catecholamines up-like. Gene Ontology annotation, cellular component: membrane. Gene Ontology annotation, molecular function: zinc ion transmembrane transporter activity. Gene Ontology annotation, biological process: zinc ion transmembrane transport; intracellular zinc ion homeostasis. The record is from RefSeq and is a predicted model, not a curated record. The transcript is spliced from 2 exons. The coding region runs from base 1 to 510 and encodes 169 amino acids. Lineage: Eukaryota; Metazoa; Cnidaria; Anthozoa; Malacalcyonacea; Xeniidae.